Molecule: messenger RNA, 1273 nt
Organism: Cicer arietinum (chickpea)
Lineage: Eukaryota; Viridiplantae; Streptophyta; Magnoliopsida; Fabales; Fabaceae
Source: RefSeq, a predicted model, not a curated record
AAAUAAAAUAGAGAUAAAGUUUAAGAAAAAGCAAAUGAAAUGUAAAAAUAUUUUAUAUCAUUAUUAUCCAAAGGAAGAACGAUAGUGUGCUGGGGAAAGGGGGAAUGGCCUCUGCAGCGACUACAUCCAUUUUCAAGUUUUGUGUCUCUUUGAAAUCACCUUUCAUUCCAAUAUCAUUUUCAUUUCAAAAACCUAUUUCCUAUUCAACUUCUCCAAUUUUCUGUACUCUCAAUAUCAAAUCAGAAACUCAUCGUGUCAACAAGAAGAAAACUUCCUCUCCUACUGCUCCAAAAAAGAAAGAGAAAAAGAAGAAGAAGAAGAAUUCUGUUGUUGAAGUUAACGAUUCGGAAUCUUUAAAUUCAAAUGAUUUUGAACUUUUGCGCAAUUUUUCCAUGGAUGCAGAUCUUGAGGAUAUGGAGUUGCCGGAACCUCCCACCGGAUUUGUUUUAGAUGAUAACGGAACCGUUACGCUUUCUACGACCAAUAGACUUGCUACCAUAGUUGAUCCUAUCAGUAACCUUCCAUUGGAAUGUGUGAUACGGAGAGUGUUCAAAAGUUCUGAUCGAGAUGAAUGUAUGUUGCUAUGUCCUGUUGACACGCCUGUGCAAAUAUUGAAGAGCACACGUGAUGGAUGGUCAGCGAUUAGCGACGAGGAAGAUGAAUCUGUUCUACCUGCUGCAGCUUAUGCACUUGCCAAGAUACAUAUGCAUCUUGUUUAUAGUGGGUACUGUUACACAGCACGUGGCGGUUUUUGCUAUACAGAUAAAGAUAUACUUGACUUCCACACAGAUGAUGGUAAAGAAGUGGAUGGUUUGCCAAGCGAAGGUGUAGAAAUUACAUAUUUUUAUCUGAAAAAUACACGCUACCUGAUUUAUACACCGCCUGAGCCAGUUCAGUUUGUUGUUGUGAAGGAUGAGAAUGGGAUGUUUCAAAUGGCUGAUGAUGACUUACUUGAUGAUCCUGCUGUUAUUGACUCCAUAGACGAGGAGACUGAAUUUAAUGCCCUGGUGAUAGCAUGCCUUCUUCUCUACAGGAAGAAGAAGCUGCAGUUAUUGAAGCAUUGAUGGAUGAUGAAGAAGACUCUGAUGAAGAAGACUACUAUUGAUGGGUGAUGAAAACUAACAUGAUAUACUAUUGAGUUGUCACUUAGCAUUUUUUUUCUCUAAGACUACAUAGUCACCUCUUAGCGUGAGGAUAAGUAGUGAUAGAAUACUCUCCAUUUGUGUAUAUUAUCAAUUUUGAUUUCACCGAUCUUAUCUAUCUUUCUUUUUUA